Messenger RNA from Fraxinus pennsylvanica, 1371 nucleotides. The record is from the annotation of a GenBank genome assembly. Lineage: Eukaryota; Viridiplantae; Streptophyta; Magnoliopsida; Lamiales; Oleaceae.
AUGGAAAAGUCGUAUAUUGUUGUUUUCGUUCUUGCUUUUUUCUGGGCUCAUGGAGGAAUAGCCAAUGGUGCAAGAACAGAAGAUGGAUCAGAAGCUUGGGGAUAUGUUGAAGUCAGACCCAAGGCUCACAUGUUCUGGUGGUACUACAGAAGUCCAUUCAGGUCUCAAGAUCCAAACAAGCCAUGGCCUAUCAUUCUUUGGCUACAGGGUGGACCUGGUGCUUCUGGAGUUGGAAUUGGGAAUUUUGAAGAGGUUGGGCCUUUAGACACUUUUUUGAAGCCUAGAAAUUCCACAUGGCUGAGAAUAGCUGAUCUUCUAUUUGUAGAUAAUCCUGUUGGGACUGGAUAUAGUUUUGUGGAGCAGGAUGAUAAAAAUCUGCUUGUUAAAACUGAUGUUGAAGCUGCAAAUGAUUUAACUACAUUGUUGAUAGAAAUUUUUAAUAGAAAUGAGAGCCUCCAAAACAGUCCUCUCUAUGUGGUGGCAGAGUCUUAUGGAGGAAAAUAUGCUGUCACUCUUGGAUUAUCAGCACUAAAGGCAAUAGAGGCAGGAAAAUUAAAGCUCAAGUUUGGAGGAAUUGCAUUGGGGGACACUUGGAUUUCACCAGAAGAUUUUGUGUUCUCAUGGGGACCUCUUCUUAAAGAUGUCUCAAGGCUUGACAACAACGGUGCUCAAAAGUCAGACAGUCUGGCUCAACAAAUUAAACAAGAACUUGCAACUGGUAAGUUUGUAGAGGCAACAGAGACGUGGAGCGAACUCGAGGAUGUUAUUAGUUCUAGCAGCAACUCAGUGGAUUUCUACAAUUUUCUAUUGGAUUCCGGGAUGGAUCCGGUAUCAAUGACAGCUUCUGAGCUAAAACGGGAAAUUUCAAAAAAACGUUACUCGAGAUACUUGAACUAUUUAAGGCCAACUCCCGAUGGCAAUGGGGAUAUUGAUAGGCUUAUGGAUGGUCCUAUUAAAAAGAAGCUAAAGAUUAUCCCAGACUAUGUCCAAUGGGGAGGGCAAUCAGAUCUUGUUUUCACUGCAUAUGAAGGAGACUUCAUGAGGCCAAGGAUCAAUGAGGUUGAUGAAUUGCUUGCGAAGGGAGUCAAUAUCACAGUAUACAGCGGUCAACUGGACGUGAUCUGCUCAACCAAGGGAACUGAAGCAUGGCUCGAAAAGCUCAAAUGGGAUGGACUAAAAACAUUCUUGAGCAUGGACAGAACACCAUUGUAUUGUGGGGAUGAGAAAAUUACAAAGGGUUUCACAAAGUCAUACAGGAAUUUACAUUUUUACUGGAUUCUUGGAGCUGGCCACUUUGUACCGGUUGAUCAGCCAUGCGUGGCACUCAACAUGGUGGGGAGCAUCACACGGUCUCCAGCUGCAUCAAGAUAG